Molecule: messenger RNA, 1530 nt
Organism: Paramecium pentaurelia
Lineage: Eukaryota; Ciliophora; Oligohymenophorea; Peniculida; Parameciidae
Source: the annotation of a GenBank genome assembly
UAUGAGAGUUGGUAUUAAUUUGCAUCAGAAAACUUUACAACAUACUAAAUGUCCAUUCUUAAAGACAUUCAAUAUAAAUAUGACAUCAGAAUAAGCUAUAACCAAAUACACUAAAUUUUGCCCUUAUCUUCAUUUUAAGGAAAUGAAGUAAAUUAUAAUAAGAUUUCUAGAUCUGAGGCAAAGAAGUGUCCAAUUGACCAUACUUAAUUUUAUAGUAACCAAUUCAAAGGGGUUAUUCAAUAGAUAAAAGAUGAAGGACGAUACAGAGAAUUCAAGAGUUUAUUACGAACAAAUGGAGAAUUUCCAAGAGCCAUCAAUAAGACUCCUUCUGGAGAUUAAGCAAUUACAUUAUGGUGCAGCAACGAUUAUUUAGGUAAGAGUAAUGAGUUAACAGUAGGAAUGUCUUAAAAUCCUAUGGUAACAUAAGCCACGAAAAAUGCAAUUGAUCUUACAGGAAUAGGAGCAGGUGGAACACGUAAUAUAGGUGGCACAAGUAUCUACCAUGUUGAGUUGGAAAGAGAACUAGCUGAUUUACAUAGGAAAGACAGUGCUUUAGUUAUGAACAGUGGGUAUGUUGCUAAUAUGGCCACAUUGGAUACACUCGGUAAAGUUUUAAAGGAUGUGACAUUUUUGAGUGAUGCCAAGAAUCAUGCAUCUCUAAUUGAAGGAAUGAGAGCUACUAAAAGAGAUAGAGUCAUUUUUAAACAUAAUGAUUAUAAAGAUUUGGAAGAGAAAUUAAAAUAAUUAGGUAUUUUUAUAUUGUACAAAAUUAGAUAUUUAAUAAAACAAAGUCAUAGUAUUUGAAUCUGUUUAUUCUAUGAAUGGUACUGUUGCACCAAUCUAAGAGUUUAUCAACUUAGCAAAGAAAUACAAUGCUCUUACUCUUAUUGAUGAAGUACAUGCUGUAGGUAUGUAUGGUGAUAGAGGGGCAGGUGUAACAGAAAAACUUGGAUUAUAAAAAGAGAUAGAUAUAGUUACAGGAACAUUGGGCAAAGCAUUUGGAUGUUCUGGAGGUUAUGUUUCAGCCAAUUCAGAAAUUGUAGAUGCAGUUAGAAGUACUGCUAGUAAUUUCAUUUUCUCAACAUCAAUGUCUCCAAUAAUAGCAGCAGCUUGUUUGGAGUCUGUUAAAUAUCUCAAAACACAUCCAGAAAUUAGAGAAAGACAUCAAUAUGUGGCUUCUCUUAUUAAAGCUAAGCUUAAGAGCAAGGGCAUUCCAGCUCUCAAUAGUGCUUCCCAUAUUGUUCCAGUUUUUAUAGGAGAUCCUGUUUUGUGUAAAGAGGCUUCUGAAAAACUACUUAAUGAAUACAAUAUCUAUAUAUAACCGAUCAACUAUCCAACAGUUCCAAGAGGGUAAUAUGAUAUUCCUAUAUUAUUUUAGAUAAGAGAUAUUACGUAUAUCUCCUACUCCGUUACAUACCGAGGAAAUGAUUGAUUAGUUGGUUGACUCUAUCGAAUGUGUAUUUAAGAGCCUAAAUCUGAGAAUGGAAUCUUAAUAUGCAGCAGAACAAAGGGCAAUCUUCUAAUGAUAGU